AUAACACUAAAUGAGCCACCGCCGGCGGUGCUUUUGUCAGGCGUAUAAACCCCCAGUGGCGAAGGCGCGCCACCUCCUGGCGGGAAGCGGAUGAAGUAGGGUUUUAGCUCGCGGUGGACCGUCGCCGUCGCCGCCGCAAGUGAGUUCUGGGCGAAGGCAAUGGAGAUGGAAGGGCCUUUUGAGAAGGCAACGAGAGUGAGACUGGUGUUCAAGGGCGGUUUACUGAACAAGUCGCAGAGGUCGGUAGGGCUGAGGCGUUGUUGGUUGCGACUGAAUUCUAGCAUCGCCACCAUCUCUGACCUCUCCCUUCACAUCCUCCGUUCGUUCAACCUGGAAAAUAUCUGCCCCAACGGGGUCACCCUUUCGGUGGAGGGUUUUGUAUUGCCUUUCUUUGAAUCAAUUUGCAUACUGAGGGACAGUGACAUAAUCAGGGUGAGCAGGAAAGAUUAUCUUUCUGUGGAGAUUGUGAAAGGUCAAAAUGAAAUAAAGAAUAUUGAGGAUACACACAUUCUUCAAAGGCAGCCUUUGCUUUCUGGGGUAAAACUUUUGGCAUACGACAAAUUUGAGAAGGAAGCUGGUGGUUAUCAAAGUGAAUAUGAAAGUGAAUCGGAACAUGAUGGGAAUGCCUUGCACUCCGAAAAGCCAGUAUUAGAUCUAACUGCAAAAAAAAGGAAACUCUCAAAUGCAGACCAAGGAUCAAGGUACCACAGGAAAAAGAAAGCUAGAACAAGGACUACUGAGAAGGCUGAUAAGAAUGAAAACAGAGUUGAUGAGGAGAAAAACAAUGAGUUAUGCAGUGGCCAAGACAUUUCAGUGAAGCAGAUAUCUUCUGUUGGGAAGUCCGAUAACAAAAAUGGACAGGGAAUGAAAGUUCAUCCUCCUAAGAAAACAACAAGUGAAGGCACAGAAAGACAUGAAAAGCCGCUUAAUGAUGAAGGAGAUGUGUCAGAUGGUGGGAGGAAGUUACCUAGCAGAAGUGCUCGUCGCAAGAAGGCCAAAAGGCUGUGGUUACGGAAAAUGGCUAGUGCUAAACCUGUAGAGCCCACUAAGGAUAAUUCAUCCGAAAAAGAUGUAGAGAUGAAAUUCUUGGAAAGGGAACAUGAUCAGCAAGAUGAUGUGGAUGAUGAUGAAGUCGUGCCUGUAAUUGUUGAGCCUGGACAUAUACGUUUUGAACCUAUUAGUGGAGUGGAUGCAAAGCAAGAUAAUGGGAGGCAUGAGGAUCCAGUGGAACUCAUUAAAUGGAAUGGAACAACUUGCAAGAGAAAGGGCCAGAAAUGGGGAAAGGAGAAAACUUCUGUAGAGAAAGUAAAUGCCAAAGUGGAUGAGGAGGAAGAUUUGAUGUUCGAGAAGGAGGAGGUGGCUGACAAACAUGUUGAUUUCGAACAACUUGCACCCUUAACUGGGAUACCAGAGGAAAAUGACAUCAUUGCAUACCGACUGAUAGAGUUAUCUUCUUCGUGGUGCCCUGAGCUCUCCCCUUUUCGGGUUGGAAAGGUGUCUUCUUACAAUCCAGAAUCCAGUGUAGUUACAUUAGUACCUGUUCCAGGUUAUCCUGUUUCCGUUCAUCAUAAUCAAGAAGAGACCCCAGACGAGUAUUCAGUAGAUGCCUCCCUUUAUAAAGAAGAUGGUUCAUUGGAGAUAGAGUUCAGAUCGCUGGUUGAUGCCCGCAUUCUUUACCAUGAGAAAGGAAAUAAGUUACCAAUAUGUGCUGCUGGUGAAAUGAAUGGUGUUGGAAUUCCAUCAAGUAUCCAAAAAAGGGAUUUGGUCACAAAGAUCUCUGGAGAUGAACAGAACCAAACCAUGAUACAAGAAAAGGGGCAGACAUCCUGGGAUGAAAUUAGUCAGGCCUUGAAUGAGAAGAAGGCAGAACUGUGGAAGCAAGUAGAGAAUGGUAAAAAGAAGGAAAAAACAGCCAAAAGCUCGUGGUCCUAUAAGGCCCUGAGGGGAAGCGCAUUAGGUCCUACAAUCGCCUACCUGAGAGCGGAGAAUAGAAUUUAAGAUGCGGUUGUAGAUAACUUGCAGCUUGUGUACACAGGGAUGGAUGUGUUCUUUACCCCACCGAAAGGGAACUUUUGUGCACAAAUUGCUGAAAGCACUAUCGGUUUGUGAGCAAUGGAACAAGGAAGCUGCCUAUUUUUGUUAGUGUGAAAUUCGGUUUCAGCUUUGAAAAAAACGCUUGUAAUUAUUAUCAGGCCAAGCGAAUGGAUCUGUCCAGCUUGCGUCUUUUUCCGUUAGCUGAGGUGCAACUUGUAUAUCUUCGAAGGUGUCAGCUCUUGCUGUAUUUUUUAACUAGAAGUGUCUCUGUUCACCGCCAUGACGUAUCUGAGUGCCAUCCAUAUGGAAAUCAGAAAUAUUUCUGGUCAGAAUACACUGGAUUGUUAUUGCUUACGUGGUGGGUAGGAAAGCAUAUAAUUGCCUAUUGGUGACUUCUUCUAUUUUCAGUAGCUAAA
Messenger RNA from Nymphaea colorata (pocket water lily), 2450 nucleotides. Its product is annotated as coilin. The record is from RefSeq and is a predicted model, not a curated record. Gene Ontology annotation, molecular function: U2 snRNA binding; U1 snRNA binding. Gene Ontology annotation, biological process: spliceosomal snRNP assembly. The coding region runs from base 160 to 1998 and encodes 612 amino acids. Gene Ontology annotation, cellular component: Cajal body. The transcript is spliced from 15 exons. Lineage: Eukaryota; Viridiplantae; Streptophyta; Magnoliopsida; Nymphaeales; Nymphaeaceae.